Messenger RNA from Nomascus leucogenys (northern white-cheeked gibbon), 4330 nucleotides. RefSeq names its product G protein-coupled receptor 174 (gene GPR174). Gene Ontology annotation, biological process: positive regulation of Rho protein signal transduction; phospholipase C-activating G protein-coupled receptor signaling pathway. Lineage: Eukaryota; Metazoa; Chordata; Mammalia; Primates; Hylobatidae. The record is from RefSeq and is a predicted model, not a curated record. Gene Ontology annotation, molecular function: G protein-coupled receptor activity. Gene Ontology annotation, cellular component: membrane.
UAGGCAAAGAUAGUUUCUCUAGAGAGAAUCAUGCCUGCUAAUUACACGUGUACCGGGCCAGAUGGAGACAAUACAGAUUUUCGAUACUUUAUUUAUGCAGUGACAUACACUAUCAUUCUUGUGCCAGGUCUCAUAGGGAAUAUAUUAGCCCUGUGGGUAUUCUAUGGUUAUAUGAAAGAAACAAAACGAGCUGUGAUAUUUAUGAUAAACUUAGCCAUUGCUGACUUACUACAAGUUCUUUCCUUGCCACUGAGGAUCUUCUACUACUUGAAUCAUGACUGGCCAUUUGGGCCUGGUCUCUGCAUGUUCUGUUUCUACCUGAAGUAUGUCAACAUGUAUGCAAGCAUCUACUUCUUGGUCUGCAUCAGUGUGCGACGAUUUUGUUUUCUCAUGUACCCCUUUCGCUUCCAUGACUGCAAACAGAAAUAUGACCUGUACAUCAGCAUUGCUGGCUGGCUGAUCAUCUGCCUUGCCUGUGUACUCUUUCCACUCCUCAGAACCAGUGAUGAUACCCCUGGCAAUAGGACCAAAUGCUUUGUGGAUCUUCCUACCAGGAAUGUCAACCUGGCCCAGUCCGUUGUUAUGAUGACCAUUGGCGAGUUGGUUGGGUUUGUAACUCCGCUUCUGAUUGUCCUGUAUUGUACCUGGAAGACGGUUUUAUCACUGCAAGAUAAAUAUCCCAUGGCCCAAGAUCUUGGAGAGAAACAGAAAGCCUUGAAGAUGAUUCUAACCUGUGCAGGGGUAUUCCUCAUUUGCUUUGCACCUUAUCAUUUCAGUUUUCCUUUAGAUUUCCUGGUGAAGUCCAAUGAAAUUAAAAGCUGCCUAGCCAGAAGGGUGAUUCUAAUAUUUCAUUCUGUGGCAUUGUGUCUUGCUAGCCUGAAUUCAUGUCUUGACCCAGUCAUAUACUACUUUUCCACUAAUGAGUUCCGAAGACGGCUUUCAAGACAAGAUUUGCAUGACAGCAUCCAACUCCAUGCAAAAUCCUUUGUGAGUAACCAUACAGCUUCCACCAUGACAACUGAAUUAUGCUAAAACAAAAAACCAAACUGAAUGUGGCCUGAAAUGCAAGUAUAUCAGAACAUAUCUGCAAUACCCAAGCCACAGGGAAGAACUUGCAAAACAACACAGCUUUUCAAUUCUGCUCUAUCUUACUGCUAUGGGGAAUUCACUUCUUCAAAGCAGGACCUAUUUGGAGCAUUAUGAUCCACCAUUAUUGAUGUUGACAUGUCCAUGUAGUAAUUUUUCAUCAAGUCUGUAAAUCUUAAAAUAUCAAAUUUCUGUGACAUCCUAUAAACAUAUGCUCUCAACUGUAGUCAGUACUUUUAGCUGUGAACCUCAGGCACAAAACGAUUGUUAGCCUGGAGCCACCAUAAACAUUUAGUUUUGUUGCAACAGAUACUGAGUCUUUAUAUUCAGAGGAAAUGUAGGUGUCUUUUUAUAUUAGUAAUCACAGUUUACAUGCCAUUUUCAUAUGUUUGGUUAUAUUUUAGUGGGAUAGAUGGUAUAUUACCCUGUGUAAAGAAAAUGUAAACAUAAGAUCAUUUUUCUCUCUCAAGUGUGAUUACUCUUCAGAGUUUGAAGACUAAAAUAGCUAUAUUUCUUCAUUUUUGUGUCAACAUGAAGCAUCAUUUGUCACACCUGUUCACAGAAUGAGAAUCUGAUCUCAGGCCUCUGGCAUAUUUAAACUAAGAACAAUAUACAUAUUUACAUGCGAUAACCCUCUGUGACUGGAAAAGAUGCCGUGUUGCAUCUACCUAGGACAGGUAGUUUGUCAAAGUCCAUACAAGGUGACUCAAAUGGGCUCUAGGCCCAGGAGAAAGCAGAAAGGUGACAAUCACAAUUCUGCUCUCUUACACUUUUCUAAAGAACACUUCUGGAGAUGUAUGGACCCGCCUAGUAGAGGAAGUUUUUAUCAUGCUUCUAGAGAUACACUGAGGUAAUAUUGACAGGUUCCUGCACUUUCUGAGCCUAUGGAAGAAGUAGUGCACUAAUGAAUCAUUAAACCUGGGCCAGAGUGAAAAGAUGAAGCAAAGUUGGGUAAUCCUUUUAAAAUUCUCAUCACAUUGUAUUUCUUACUCUAAUACAAGGACACUUAGCUUAGACUGCCAAGUCACUUACACAAGCCAGAGUAAGUCUCUCUGCCCUAUCAUUGCAUACAUAUUACAGUCAGUCACAUGGACCCUAGAAUCCACAUUGAUUUUUUUUGGUCUAGCUUUGCCCCAGACAUACCAUCCUAAAGCCUCCAAAGCCUAGCUCUUAGCAGCUGGGGAAGGCAAUUAUUUCACCUCUUGAAAAAUGUAUAGAAGAUUAAUUUGGUCAGCCUUUGGCAACCAAUGGCCAAUGAUUUGCCUACUACCUGUUUGGUACUAUUGUGUGGGAAAUAGACCCAGGAUAUUAGUCUUAAUUAAAUCUUAGGUUGUAAGUAUUAGAAUAUUUUGAAACAUGUUUUAGCAAAAAGCUCUAACUUUAAGAAAGUUCUACUUAAAAUCUGUGUGCUAUAUAAUGAAGAUACCUUCUACAUCUCACAGAAGGAAUGUAGAACCCAAUCAAAGGCUUUAUCAUAUUUAGAGGAAAGGGGUUGUUUUAGGCAUACAGUUAUGAUACUAAUACAUUAGGGGAAAACUGGUGACAUCAAAAUGAAUUCUAAUAUCUAGACUGAUGGAAAGUUUUCUAAAGUUUUCUUUGGACGAGUGUUGAUUUUACACAUAUGUUGCUAUUAAGAUAAUACCCUAUUAAAAAACUGACUUUGUGCUGCUAGCAUCUAUGUGUCUCUUAACUAUUCAUUGUAAGGUAUAUGUUUUGAUGUGUUAAAUAAGUUUUCAAUAAGUGUUAGACUGUAUUUUAAAUAGGACAUCUAUAACUGUGUCUUGUCUCUUUGCUUUAAAGUGUCUUUUGUUUGACUAUAAUUUAGUGUUGCAAUAGGAUUGCAAGUAACAAUUUUGUGGAAUUGUGAAAUAACUGUGGGUAUUUUUAAUGUGAGAGUCUUAUCUAUACUAUUUGUGCUUACUAUUGUCUAGAUUAGCAUGAAUUACACUUCUUAAGGUCACUUUGGAAGAUGCUUGAUUUGAUUUAAUUAACAUAUUGAUUUCACUUUGACUAUUUUUUUAAAGAGGAAGGGAAAUAUUUUCAGGAGAUGUUUGACCUUCUUAGAUGAAUGGUUGAGGGUAGGGCCCAUUUGUUAGGCAGUCCAUUUACAUCAUUCCAAAAAAGGACCAGUAUUCAGUGUUAUGCUGCUUAGCUGAGGACACCCUUUUUCCCCAGGCCUGCCCAUCUACGUUUGUAUUCAGUGCUCUGAUUUACUUUAUUCACCCCUUAUCCCAUCAAUAUGUUUUGUCUCCUGCUUAAUUCCCUUGCUCUCCCAGGCAGCAACCUGAUCAAUUCAUUCACACCAUGGUGCUAAUAGCUAAUGUUAGGUUCAUAUUAAUUUACCCAGGAAUAUCUGAAUUCCAGGCUUUAGGACUAGGCAUUAAACCAAAGUGGUGACUUUCAAUGGAAGGCUAAUACAUACUGAAGCAGACAGACUGGAGGGAAAGAUAUUUUGAAUAAAGUGAGUCCUACAGCACUGCCUUUCAUAUUGCAUACAGUAAGCAAACACCUACUUUGGUUACCAUAAUGGGAAUGCUGACUUUUAAGAAAUUAAGAAAUGUAUCUAUGAACAUGGCUAUCAGUUUCUCAGAUGUCUGCUCAUCUUCUUUUCAUUUUGCCUCUCUCCUUUCCUACGUUGGGUCUGAUUUUCAGGGGAAAGUCUAAACUAGUAGCUUACUAAUUUAGGAGUACUGCUGCAGCUACGAUCCAGACAGCAGCCUCUUCUCUGAACUUCUCCAUUCCAUGGCUUAUCCAGACUUCUCAUUUAUCACUCUCUGGGUUCCAUGGAAUUGUGGUGCAAAGAGUAAACACCCUCAACCACAGUGAUGUAUACUUCAAGAUAAAUAAUUCCACAUUUCCUAUAUAAAGUUGUUGAAUUUUGAUUCAAAAAUGCAUAAGUAUUCCAAUAAGAAAAACUUUGAAUAUGUAGUGAUUUCUAUGUAAAAAUAUUGUUACUAUUAUUAUAUUCAAAUGAUUUAUAUGUUUUCAUUGUCACUCAGUUAAGCAGCCAAUUCUAUUAACUGGUAAUUCCACAAAGAGAAGCCGUCUGCCCCAGGAGCAACACACCAAGCUGCCUUGGUCUGAGAGGGUGCAUCUGUGGAACUCUUGCGCAACUUACAUUUUAAGUCACCUUUUGAUUUUACUCCCAAGAUACUGUGAAAAUGUUGCACUUGGAAUUUAUUUAUGGCUAUAACUUAUAAUAUUCAUUUUAAUAAUAAAGAUUGUCUUUGUAAUUACAUAGAAA